AUGUCUAUCAUUUUCCUCUCGCUCUCUUUAUAUUCGAUCGCUUUUCUCUCUCUCUCUCUCUCUCUCUCUCUCUCUCUCUCUCUCUCUCUUAUAUAUAUAUAUUCUCACACCUGCUUUCCCUCCUCUCUCUCAACUUCAACCCUACCGUUUUCAUUUUCAACAUCCCUUUCUCACCCUCUCGCUCUCCUACUAUCUAUCUAUCUAUCUAUCUAUCUAUCUAUCUAUCUAUCCUUUCUGUUUUCCCUCCUCUCUCUCUCUCUAUCUCCCACUUUCACCCUCCCUCACUUAGCUUCAAUUUUAUCCUUUUUCAUUGUCAGCAUUUCGUUCUCUCUCUCACACACACACCCACUCACUCUCUCUCGCUCAUUCUCUUUCUCUCCUUCACUGCUUCGAUCCCCAUCAGAUAUCAUUUUGCCAAAGGCAUUAUUUAAAUCUCACUCCUUUUUUUUUUUUUGGUUUCUCUCUUUUUAUAUCUCUGAUUUUACCUCUUUUUAA
Molecule: messenger RNA, 495 nt
Organism: Acanthosepion pharaonis
Lineage: Eukaryota; Metazoa; Mollusca; Cephalopoda; Sepiida; Sepiidae
Source: the annotation of a GenBank genome assembly